Drosophila innubila is the source of this 2370-nucleotide messenger RNA. RefSeq names its product serine/threonine-protein kinase TBK1 (gene IKKepsilon). Gene Ontology annotation, molecular function: ATP binding; protein binding; protein serine/threonine kinase activity. NCBI's taxonomy places the organism in Eukaryota, Metazoa, Arthropoda, Insecta, Diptera, Drosophilidae. The record is from RefSeq and is a predicted model, not a curated record. Gene Ontology annotation, cellular component: cytoplasm. The transcript is spliced from 7 exons. Gene Ontology annotation, biological process: peptidyl-serine phosphorylation. Bases 101 to 2263 code for a protein of 720 amino acids.
CGAUUUGCAAGAAUCGACCCAACUCUAUUUAAGAGACUGUUUUCACCAGUUGAUUUCAUGAAAAUUUGAUUGAAAAUUAUAACUUGAAUACGAUUCCACUAUGUCAUUCCUGCGUGGAUCACUAAACUAUGUUUGGUGCACAACCAGCGUGCUGGGCAAAGGGGCCACCGGCUCAGUGUUUCAGGGAGUGAAUAAGACAACUGGCGAAUCGGUCGCUGUUAAGACUUUUAACCCAUAUAGCCACAUGCGUCCUGCUGAUGUUCAAAUCCGUGAGUUUGAGGCUCUGAAAAAAGUGAACCAUGAAAACAUUGUGAAGCUGCUGGCGAUCGAGGAGGAUCAAGAGGGGCGUGGCAAGGUGAUUGUUAUGGAGUUGUGUACGGGUGGAAGUCUUUUUAAUAUACUGGAUGAUCCGGAGAACUCGUAUGGCCUGCCAGAACAUGAAUUCCUUUUGGUACUUGAGCAUCUCUGCGCCGGCAUGAAACAUUUGCGUGACAAUAAGUUAGUGCAUCGUGAUUUGAAGCCUGGCAACAUUAUGAAAUUUAUAUCGGAGGAUGGCCAAACCAUAUAUAAGUUGACUGACUUUGGUGCUGCGCGAGAGCUCGAAGAUAAUCAACCGUUUGCCUCGCUCUAUGGCACAGAGGAGUAUUUGCAUCCUGAUCUCUACGAGCGUGCUGUGCUCCGUAAAUCCAUACAACGAUCAUUUACGGCCAAUGUGGAUCUGUGGUCCAUUGGAGUUACGCUUUACCACGUGGCAACUGGUAAUUUACCCUUCAGACCAUACGGUGGUCGUAAAAACCGCGAAACAAUGCAUCAAAUAACCACAAAGAAGGCAUCUGGGGUCAUAUCUGGCACCCAGCUAGCCGAGAACGGACCUAUAGAGUGGUCCACAACGCUGCCACCACAUGCACAUCUUUCACAGGGUCUCAAGACACUCGUUACACCAUUGCUAGCGGGACUACUGGAGGAGAAUCGAGAGAAAACUUGGUCAUUUGAUCGAUUCUUUCAGGAGGUGACACUAAUCCUGCGCAAGCGUGUCAUUCAUGUCUUUUUCACGAACCGGACCAGCUCGGUAGAAGUUUUCCUAGAGCCGGAAGAGCAAAUAGACAACUUCCGAGAACGCAUUUUCCUGCAAACUGAGGUGCCCCUGGAAAAACAAAUAUUGUUGUUCAACAACGAACAUCUGGAAAAGAAAGUUACACCACGUACGAUUGCCAAGGCCUUUCCAACCACAACCACGGAUCAGCCCAUAUUCCUGUACAGCAACGAUGAUAAUAAUGUUCAAUUGCCACAGCAAUUAGAGCUGCCUAAAUUUCCAGUGUUUCCUCCAAAUGUGUCUGUUGAAAAUGACGCCAGUUUGGCAAAGGCAGCUUGCAGCGUGGGGCAUGAAUGCAAACGACGAGUGGAUAUAUUUACAACAAUGGACAUUCUAAUCAAGAAAGGCGUUGAGCACUUCAUUGAGAUGCUUAUUACCACAAUUACGCUGCUCUUAAAAAAAACAAAGAGCUUUGACAAUCUGCUGUCGACAGUAGUUGACUAUGCAGAUGUGGUGCAGAAUAUGACUAGAGUGACCAAGGGAGAUCAGGAGCUAAAGUGUCUGCUCAGCUCGCUGGAGAAUGUGAAAAGUGAUUUCGAUGGAGCAGCCGAUGUGAUAACUCAGAUGCACAAACACUUUGUUACAGAUGAUGAGCUAAAUGAGCAGUGGUCAUCAUCGAUGCACGGCAAGAAGUGUCCGUGCCGUACACGGGCCAGCGCACAGGCCAAGUAUUUAGUAGAGCGCUUGCGUGAUUCGUGGCAACAUCUGCUGCGUGAUCGUGCAACACGUACGCUUACUUACAACGAUGAACAGUUUCAUGCGCUGGAGAAGAUCAAAGUGGAUCACAAUGGCAAGCGUAUUAAGCAGCUGCUCCAGGACAAUGUUAAUCCUGCUGUUGCACAAAUGGCUGAGUGCUUGGCCGAUUGGUAUAAACUCGCACAAACGGUUUACCUAAAGACACAAAUAUUGGAGAAGGAUGUGCGCGACUGUGAGCGCAAAUUGUACGACAUUCGCGAUGAGCUAUACCACAUAAAGUCUGAGCAGAAGCUCGAUGUAGAUACUAAAACCAUUUCUAGCAAUAAUCAAUUGGCCAAAAUUGAGGAACGUAAUCGCUUGCGCAUUAUGAAGCAGCAGCAGCUGGAGGUUAUGUCCGUGAUGAGAAAGAACAGCGAACUGAUAACGCUUCUGAGUAAUCUAGGCAUUGUCAAUGGCAAUGUAAAUGGGAGCUAGCUUAAACAUAAAUAUAUUAAUUAGUUAUAAAGCAUAAACGUGCAGCAUGUGUUUGACAAUUGAUAGUAUUAUAAUGUAAAUAAUAAAUAUAGAAACCAACCAGCAUU